GCCGCCGUUCUCAUACCCUCACCACCGCGUCCUUCGGCUAACUCUUACUUUUACACCGUCAGCCUUUUUCCGCUUCUCUUUCUCUCCGGUACCACGUUCAUCUCGUCGAACGGAGAUCGCGACGUGGAGGAAAGGUACCAUACGCGAAACGCGGGUCGUGAUUUACCGAGAGAAUUCGAGCGAGAAUUAACGGUUGGUAGCCGCUGGAAGACGAGCAACCGUGUCUCGAGGUGAAGGCCCACGAUGAUCGCGAGUGUCCGGUGACGAUACGUGUUAUUAUCGUUCGCAGCACAGCGUCAAACUUCGACGAAAUUAACUAUUCCUCGAGCGUGUUUCCGCGUCUCGAGGGCAGCCAGUUGCGGGGAACAUUGUUCCGAGAGAGACAGAAGGGUACACGAUCGGUGGAUCGGCUGGAAUCGCCGAAAUGUGGCUGAAAGUCGCGCUCCUGAUAACUUGCGUCAUCGCGUGCACGCUCGCGGACGACGAGUCUCGAGGCGGAGCCGUAUCGGUCGCAGAUUUCGUGACCUCGCACAAAUUACCGGAGGACGUGGCACGACCGCUCGAUCAGGACGAAGAGGACGACGACGUGGUGGAUGUGGAGAGGAAAGUAGUCGGCAAGGAUGGGAAAAACUCGAAGAAAGUCGUGCCGAAGUUCGAGAGCUUCGAUAAAAAGCUACUCGAACCGGUCAGACGGUUCGACUUCGGCGACGAUGACAAAGGGAACACCGCGAAGAGGCAGGUACGCGUGGAGUUGGAGAACUUUGGGGACACGGGUGUCCUUCAGGAGGAUGGAAUUCGAAGAACGGACGCGUUUAGAUCGCGAGUGGACGAUCAGAGGGAUUCCGUGAUCCCCGGAGUUCGCGUCAGCAACGAGUAUCCAACCACCAUGCUGCCGAUUCUGACCACACCGCGAGAGACGAGCGGUUUCGACUUCGUCCCGGUGAACAUAAUCCGCAACGACGGCAAAGAGACGUCCUUUCGCGAGAGAAACUUCGGCGACUUCAGCGACGUCAGUUUAGUUCCCGCCGGCACUAAUUCCCGUAUCCAGGUAAAAAAGGGACCGAACGGGAAGGACUACGAAUACGAGUACGUAUAUUAUUACUAUGACGAGGAGGAUGAAAAUAAGGCGGGUACAGCGGACUCGGCCGUCACCAAUUCUUACGACGUUCCUUCUAGAAGCACGUCCGCGCCUAGGCGCGGCAGUUCGUCCAGCAACAGAAACAAGUACAGUAGCGGGGAGAGAUCGAGCACCGUGGAGCCGGCGAGCAACGAAGUGAUUCCGAACAGAAACGGUAGCGGAAACGGAAACAGAGGGAGACAAUUGGCCGAAACCGAAGACGUGUCCGAGGAAAGAUUGCCGACCAACACCAGGUUUCCACCGAGAUCGCGGUCGAAUCACAACACAGCUACGGCCACUACAGAGCCCUCCCGGAGCCGGGGCAAUCGCCCGAGACCGGGCUUGGACCUGGUCGACUCGAGUAGCUUCCGCACGCAUCAAGAGGGCCCGGAAUUCCCUCAAGUGUUACCUAAAGGGCCGGUCAGGUUCCUAGGAGUCACACCGAACGAGGAGAGCGAGGAAAGGACGAGUACCAGAGGACGCAGACCUCAGAGAGUCCAGGAGCCCGCGCCUGUAGAAGAGGUCGUCGAGGAUGUGCCCGCACCCACGACCGUCAGGAGACGACCAGUCGCCUCCGAGCUGGACGAAUCGAACAGGAGCCAACCUCUGCGAUCUAGCGAGGCUAACGACGAGAAGGAAGAAGAGAGCUUGCCUAUUACCGAAAAACAAACGUCGAAGGAGAAGCAAACGUCCUCUGAGAAAGGAGAAGAGUACGAAGAGACGGAUUCUUCCUCGGUUUCCCCGAGCACGCCCGCUUCCAUCGCUACCGAGACCCCGACCACCGAGUAUCCUUCUUCCUCCAUGGACAAAGUCGCUUUGGAUUUGUACGCCUUCGUGCAACAAGGUCAGAAUAAUCUGGUGGACGCGUCCAGUAGCGAGCCUAGCGCGGAUUCCUCCUCCGAUGGGACCACGCUGUCGAACGAGGAAGCCGAUACCACUGAUCUAACGGCUGUCACCGAUCAAUCGGCCACAACGAUCGCUAAUCUCGAAUUAACGACCACCGUGCUUCCGACGUCGACGCCGGAACUGACCACUACCCUGGCAAGUACCACGAGUACUACGACCACUACUACAACUACGACUACAACGACGGAACCGCCAACUACCACCACCAGUCAGUCAACGAUCGGAAGAGGGAAGUUCCGGAGACCGGGUAUCGGAGGAGCCGCGGCUCCGCGAAAUCGGUUCAAGUCGAACGGAAGCGGGAGCACGACGACCACCGAGGCCCCAGCGGAACCGACGCAGCGGACCCGAGUACGAUUCGGUAGCAACGGAUCCAAUGGAAACGGUGGAUUCAAGAGGAACCGACCCGGGCAUAAACAGCCCGUCGAAGAGGACGCGGUGCAGAAAGAGAGCACGAGUUCAGUUCACGCGGAACGACCCGCGGCGAAUAACAAUCGGAACCGAUUCCGCGGUUCGGGCGGCACGAGAUCCAUAGGGUCGACGACCACCUCCGCUCCGUCCAACGGCGCCGGUUCGACAGCCUCGGGGCCCAGCGGGGUAUCCCGGCCGUCGUUCAAUAAGUUGAAUAUCAACAGACGAAGAGGAAGACCGACCACCACGGCGCCCAAUACCAGCGAGGAGAGUCAAGAAACGGGUAAGGAAACCGCGCAGGAAGCUGUCACAGCGCCGUCCAAGUCCACGGUACGCGCGAGACUUCCGACAACCGGAGCGAGACCGGUGAUCAAGCACGGGGCUCGAGUGAAUCUGAGACAGAAACCGGGUCAAUCGACCACGACCACAAGCACGACACCGGCCGCCGUGGAGAAUCCGGAGGAAUCGUCGGUCGAGGAGCCAGCCGGAGAGGGGACCGAAGAAGAAACUCACGAGGCACCGGCCGAGACUAGCCCGACGCCGGCCCGUUCGACCACCGUCAAUCCGUUGAACAAGUUGCGCAAUCGGAACCGACUACAGGUGCAUCCGAAAACAACGACCAGGUCCCCGGUACCCGCGGUGUCCAGAAGAUCGCCGUUGUUGCCCCGUCGCAAAGUGACCGAACCGCCCGUCGCUCAGACCAGCAGCCAAGAGGAGGCGGUGUCCGAGGAGGUGGACGUUUCCGGCGAAACGGAACCGACCGAGCCGACAUCCGGCGAGACCAGCACCGCCGCGAGCACGAAACACGAGGAGACCAGAGGUCUCGGGGGACUUUUAGCACCCAGGCGCAGGAUAACGCCGCGACGUCCUGGACAAAUCAUUUCUCGGGAAUAAACAGCGAGACUCGUCGCGAAGGCGAACGCAAACGCGAACUCGGUGCUCGAGGAUAACCAAGUAGUACUUACAUACCUCCCUUUAUCCGUCGAGCCGCUUCGAUUCCUUGUCCUAACGAGAACCAAAACGAUCAAAGCGGUCGAACAACAUCGAACAAGUGUGAUCGAAAUCGUUCGAUGAUAGGGGUGUGCGGGUACCCGAGUCUCGGGUCGGGUAGGGACGGGUAACGAUUACACCGAUAAAUUGUCGAGAUUCGAAACGCAAUUCGGGUCCUGAAAUCACGGGUACCCGACAUGAAUUUUCGGGUACCCGAGUCUCGGGUCGGGUACAACGGGUAAUGAUCGGGUAGGGUCGGGCGAUACACCGGAAAAUGGUUAAAACUCGAAUCCCAAUUUGAGUGUAAAAAUCACGGGUACCCGAGUCUCGGGUCGGGUAGAACGGGUAAUGAUCGGGUAGGGUCGGGCGAUACACCGGAAAAUGGUUAAAACUCGAAUCCCAAUUUGAGUGUAAAAAUCACGGGUACCCGUGUCUCGGGUCGGGUAGAACGGGUAAUGAUAGAAUCGGGUCGAGAGAUACCCCAAAAAAUUGUCGAGAUUUAAAACUCAAUUCGAGUCCUGAAAACACGAGUAUCCGACCCGAAUCCUCGGGUACCCGCACACCCUUAUUCGAUACCUUUUUCUCAUAGUCAUAGUUUGAAAAUUCGACGAGAUCGAGCUCGAAAGUAGCGAAACGAGUCGUUCUUUGUUCCUGAAUGUUCAUGCUCGAACACUACCACUUUAAUGCUCGGACUAUUAGUUAUAAUCUAGUUUCUCGAAAUUGACCAAACUACUUUGAUACACGAUCGACUACGAAUUACAGGCUAUAUUCUUUGAGAGAUUCGUUUACCAAAAGGAUAUCGUUCGGGCGCGACGAGAGCGAACAAUCGAGACGAUAAAAGACGAGCAAAUGCGUUGUAACAUUUGAAAAAUCAUAUCGCAGGGAAACGUGCGAACCUCGCCUAACCAAGUGGAUGUACAUAGUGAAAUUAACUCUCGCAUCUUUUCAACCGUAUGCGACCGCGGUAUCAGCAUUGAGAACGACAAUAGGAUUCGCCAAGGAUUUAUUUAAUAAAAUCUGGAGAAAAGAAACGUUUCGGCGACGUGUACGGAAAAGCGAUCUCGACGACACGCGUCUAUGCUUUUAGAACGAAAUACGGCACGAGUCGUAUCGUAAUAUAUAUAUAAAUAUAAUAUUUUUGUAAUUACGAUGUUCCACUAUACGUUGUAAAUAUGAUAUCGCAAUUAAAAGUACGUAAGCUUAA
This is a messenger RNA of Osmia lignaria (orchard mason bee), 4625 nucleotides long. RefSeq lists its product as uncharacterized. Lineage: Eukaryota; Metazoa; Arthropoda; Insecta; Hymenoptera; Megachilidae. The record is from RefSeq and is a predicted model, not a curated record.